This is a messenger RNA of Labrus mixtus (cuckoo wrasse), 379 nucleotides long. Its product is annotated as histone H4. The record is from RefSeq and is a predicted model, not a curated record. Lineage: Eukaryota; Metazoa; Chordata; Actinopteri; Labriformes; Labridae. Gene Ontology annotation, molecular function: protein heterodimerization activity; structural constituent of chromatin; DNA binding. The transcript has a single exon. Gene Ontology annotation, biological process: nucleosome assembly. Bases 44 to 355 code for a protein of 103 amino acids. Gene Ontology annotation, cellular component: nucleosome.
CCUAAUUCAGACUUAUUCAGCCUACUACAACUGAACUGUUACGAUGUCUGGAAGAGGAAAGGGAGGUAAAGGACUCGGUAAAGGAGGCGCUAAGCGUCACCGUAAAGUUCUCCGUGAUAACAUCCAGGGAAUCACCAAGCCCGCUAUCCGCCGUCUGGCUCGUCGUGGUGGAGUGAAGCGUAUCUCUGGUCUGAUCUACGAGGAGACCCGUGGUGUGUUGAAGGUGUUCCUGGAGAACGUCAUCCGUGAUGCCGUCACCUAUACCGAGCAUGCUAAAAGGAAGACCGUGACCGCCAUGGAUGUGGUUUACGCUCUCAAGAGACAGGGACGUACUCUGUACGGCUUCGGAGGUUAAACCUGUUCCUGACCCACUUAAACU